CUGUCUCUGAUUCUGACCCCUCUGGGGCCGCUCGGAAGUGAGAUCGCAGCGCUUAUCCUCUGUGGCCACUUACUUCGCUUACUGAGCCCCGCGUCCUCCAGAUCCAUCCACGUUGCAUCUGUCCGGAUCUCCUUCCGCUCUAAGGCUGAGCAGCAUCCUGCUCUGUGGACGGGCGCGUUUGCUUACCGCUCACCUGCAGACGGACACUCGGGUUGCCUCUGCCGUGAGCUGCUGUGAGCAGGGGUGUGGCUUCAUUCAUAACCACCCCAGGCUGAGAACAACCCACAUUUCACAGCUGGUGAACGGGGAGCAUGUCGGUCCAUCCACACCAGCAGGCCCACCAUGUCCGGGGCUCGGGCCCCAGAGCCGGCCCUCAGCGUGCAGGGAGACUCCACCACCAGCACAGGGGACGAGGACGAGGACGCUGCCCACGGGACUCAGCACUCCCAUCGCAUGCUCAGCUUCAGCGACGCACUGCUGUCCAUAAUCGCCACCGUCAUGAUCCUGCCUGUGACCCACACGGAGAUCUCCCCUGAGCAGUUUGACAGAAGUAUCCAGAAACUUCUAGCAACCAGGAUUGCCGUCUACCUGAUGACGUUCCUCAUCGUGACCGUGGCCUGGGCAGCACACACGAGGUUGUUCCAGGUUGUGGGGAAGAUAGACGACACCCUGGCCUUGCUCAACCUGGCCUGCAUGAUGACCAUCACCUUCCUGCCCUACACGUUUUCCUUGAUGAUGGCCUUCCCGGAGGUGCCACUGGGCAUCUUCCUGUUCUGUGUUUGCGUCAUCGCCAUCGGGGCCGUGCAGGCGCUGAUCGUGGUGUACGCCUUCCGCUUGCCCCACCUCCUUAACCCCCAGAUCGGGCACUCCACCCACCGGGGCCUCUACCGGCGCCACAUCCUACACAUCGUCCUCCGGGGCCCCGCGCUGUGCUUCCUGGCCGCAGGCUUCUCCCUGUUCUUCUACCCGGUGUCGUACCUGCUGAUGGCGACGGUCAUCUUCCUCCCCUACGCCAGCAAGGCGGCCAGCUGGUGCAGAGGCCGACUCGUGGGCCCCCGGGAGCCCCCAGCCCCCAGCGUGGAGUUCUUCACCUAUGACCUGCAGGAGCCGCUCAGCAAAGAGCGGGUGGAGGCCUUCAGCGACGGGGUCUACGCCAUCGUGGCCACGCUCCUCAUCCUGGACAUCUGCGAGGACAACGUCCCGGACGCCAAGGUCGUGGAGGAGAGGUUCCAGGGCAGCCUGGUGGCCGCGCUGAGCGAGUACGGGCCGCAGUUCCUGGCCUACUUCGGCUCCUUCGCCACCGUGGGCCUGCUCUGGUUCGCCCACCACUCCCUCUUCCUGCACGUGCGCAAGGCCACGCAGUCCAUGGGGCUGCUCAACACACUCUCGCUGGCCUUCGUGGGCGGCCUGCCCCUGGCCUACCAGCAGACCUCGGCCUUCGCCCGGCAGCCGCGCGAUGAGCUCGAGAGCGUGCGCGUGAGCUGCGCCAUCAUCUUCUUCGCCAGCAUCUUCCAGCUCGCCAUGUGGACCGCGGCCCUGCUGCGCGAGGCGGAGACGCUGCGGCCCUCGGCGCGGUUCGGGGGGCAGGAGCACGCCUUCAUGUGCGCCAAGCUGGCGCUGUACCCCGGCGCCAGCCUGCUGGCCUUCACCCUCACCUGCGUGCUGAGCAGGUUCAGCACGGCCAUCUUCCACAGCAUGCAGAUCGCCGUGCCCUUCGCCUUCCUGCUGCUGCGGCUCCUCGCACUGCUGCCCACCUUCCCAAUGCCUCCAGGCCCUGCGCGCCAUCCUCAGGUGGCCGAGCCCAUGGCCUCCAGGCCUUCCUGUGCAGUCCCGUUGCCACUCCCGGCCACAGCCAGGCUCGGGUGA
Messenger RNA from Myotis davidii, 1866 nucleotides. It is a transcript of the gene TMEM175, whose product is annotated as transmembrane protein 175. NCBI's taxonomy places the organism in Eukaryota, Metazoa, Chordata, Mammalia, Chiroptera, Vespertilionidae. Gene Ontology annotation, molecular function: proton channel activity; potassium ion leak channel activity. The coding region runs from base 343 to 1866 and encodes 507 amino acids. The record is from RefSeq and is a predicted model, not a curated record. Gene Ontology annotation, cellular component: endosome; lysosome. The transcript is spliced from 12 exons.